AUGGAACCUUGGAGCUUCCUGCCUGGCAGUGACAUGGAUCGAGGGCUUGCGGUGCGUGCUGCCGUUGCCCACGCUUUGCCCAACCACAGCGCAGGGCUAGGGGCGCAUGGCGUGGCACCCCUGCCCGCUGCCGCCGUCCGAUUCGAGCGAGGGCCCGCCUUUGCACAGGGCAUCUCCACCCCAACGUCUGCUAGCUCCAACCUCCUGCCCAGCCUGUUCUCGGUGUCGACGGUCCGACACGGGAGAAUUGGGGAUCAAUUUCCUCAAUCAAAGUCCAACAUGGCUGAAACCGACUGGCAGAUCCGGCCUAUACUCCAGCGCACCCCAUGCCCGCCGUGCCGUGCUCCGGCUCCUGCUGCGUGGCCUGUGGGCGCCCCAGCCCGAGACCAGCUCCCUCUGUCCAUAUAAAGGGGCGGCGAGGCUGCCUUGUCCGUCACACACACACACACACACACACACACACACAC
Gaeumannomyces tritici R3-111a-1 is the source of this 467-nucleotide messenger RNA. RefSeq lists its product as hypothetical. The record is from RefSeq and is a predicted model, not a curated record. The transcript has a single exon. Lineage: Eukaryota; Fungi; Ascomycota; Sordariomycetes; Magnaporthales; Magnaporthaceae. Bases 1 to 408 code for a protein of 135 amino acids.